Messenger RNA from Cryptococcus deneoformans JEC21, 3817 nucleotides. RefSeq names its product transcriptional activator, putative. Bases 25 to 3753 code for a protein of 1242 amino acids. NCBI's taxonomy places the organism in Eukaryota, Fungi, Basidiomycota, Tremellomycetes, Tremellales, Cryptococcaceae. Gene Ontology annotation, biological process: regulation of transcription by RNA polymerase II; DNA-templated transcription. Gene Ontology annotation, cellular component: NURF complex. The transcript has 7 exons. Gene Ontology annotation, molecular function: RNA polymerase II cis-regulatory region sequence-specific DNA binding. The record is from RefSeq and is a predicted model, not a curated record.
CGCUGUAUCCGUAUAUCACUCGCCAUGUCGACAGACCCACCGAGAACGUCGUCACGUCCACGGCAAAAGUCCCAGCGGGCACUCGAGCAUGAAGAUACCAAGCGCUACCUCGAGCAGCAGCUCGAUUCCCCCGCCAAGAUCCCAAGGCCACGGCCCAAGAGCAAGCCCAAACACCGGUCGUACUGUGUAUGCAAGCAGGAUACGUCAGGGCCGAUGAUAGAGUGCGAUGUCUGCAGCGACUGGUUCCAUUUUAAAUGCAUCAAUCUCGCAGAGGACGAUGCAGAGAAAAUCCACAAGUAUGUCUGUCCGUCAUGUACUCUCUCAAAUCCCGACCAGUACACCACGUAUUCCUACGAUAUAGCGUCUUUCCCGUCACCGUCUCCGCCGCCUGGGCUUGAACUUGGUCCUGCUGGUGCUGGUGUGCAGGAGAUAAUCAAGCCACGACCAAGCGAUGGAAAAGGCAAGAGCAAGCACGAGGAUCAGAAAAAGAAGAGUAUACUGGCAAAACGAAAAUCCAAGACCGAGACGAGUCGAGGCGGAGAGGAUGCCGAUGGAACUGGAGACGGAGAAGACGACGACGACGAUGGGGAUAAAGUCAUGGCAACCUCUUCGGCUCAUGACUCUGACUCGGCUUCCGUCUCAGCCUCGAGCUCAGACUCGAAUCCACGACACCCAGACUCGGACUCGGACGCAGCUUCGAACGCUUCAGGACCGUCCCGUAAACGCCCUCGUCCCCGACCUCGUGUGCCGUCCAAAUCAACAAACGUACAAAGAGGCGACGAAAAACCCUCUCUGCCCUCCAGCUCUUCCACUCAACCCAAACCAAAACCCAAACCAAAACCCAAGCCCAGAUCCAUCUCCCAAUCCCAUCCACAGCCCGAAACCAAACACGUCCAGGCCAAGACCCUCCCCCCAAUCCGACAGUACGUUCUAUCCAAACUAACACUUCUCUUCCACACCCUCUUCUCCUCCCCACCUUCCUCCCAUCCGUUCACUGAAGAAGAAUCCGCCCGUUAUGCCGCCGAUGUCGAGCGCGCCAUGUUCCAAGCGUUUAAAGAUAUCCACCCAUCUACCGCUUCCACUACCACCACCACUUUUUCCGCCACCGCCACCACCGGCGUCGGCGCUGCCGCCAAAGAAUCCGCUGGAACGCGGUACAAGACCCAGUUCAACCUCCUCACCAGCUCUCUCACCAAAAACAAACACCUCCUCCGCCCCUCCCUCCUUCAAUCCAUCCUCUCCCGCUCCCUCCCACCCACCGCCCUCGCCCUCCUCUCCGCAUCCGAUUUAGCAUCGGCAGCUCAGCUGGAAGAGAUGGAGCGGGCAAAGCAAGCGGUGUUAGAGUCGACGGUGAAGACGAGGGAAGAGCGAGAGAGGGAGAGGGAGAUGAUGAGUGGAGGAGGCGGCGGGGUGAGAGCGGGCAGGGAUGGGUUGGAGCAGUUGGAGGAUACGAGGGAGAAGGAGAUGUGGGAGGUUAGGAAAGAGGAGGAGCGGGAACGUAGCGAACAGCGUGAGCGCGAGCAUGAGCAAAGAGAGCGAAGAGAGAGUGAGGUGGAGCGUGAUAGUGUACAUCCAGACGACGGUUCAUUGAGCAAAGAUGUCAAAAGUAUUAAAGAUACAAUCAAACACGAGCCAAGUCGUUCACCCACCAUCCCAUCUACCGCCAUCCCACACCACCGCCGCACAUCUACAUCCACAUCCACACUUACACCUACAUCCACACCUUUCAAGACCGAGCCCGCCAAACCGGCGUUUGAGCUAACCUCUGCAUGGGGGGCGUCCAACCUUCAGGGUGGCGGGAAUGAUCAAGGUGGUGGUGGUGGUGGUGGUCGUUUGGAACGAAAGCCGAAAAAGUUGGAUUUGAGUGAUCAAGCUAUUGCUGGUAGUGUCGGCGAUGUUGGCGGUGUCGGGGGAGGUGCGGGGGAAGGGGAUUUGGAUUUGGAUUUGGAUCUGGGUUAUGGAUCGGGAGAGAUGGAUUUGGACGAGUUGGAUUAUACCGGUGAAGUCGACGCCGCUGCUGCUGCCGAUGGUGCAGGUGGUCACGGAGAUGGUGUUGAUCAAGAGGCAGAGAUCGAAAAUCGAGAAGAGGGGGAAGGACUAGGUGAGGAAGGAAAAGGAGAAAACCAGCAGAAGAAGAAAUGGGAAGAGUUGAUGGAACGGCCUAUUGAAUGGUCUGGUUGGAUCACAAACCCCGCCGUGCCAUCUUCUCUCCGGCCUCCCAUCGCCCUCCGUCUCCUCACCCCCCACCCCUCUUCUUCUUCUAAUUUCACACAAUCACACACCCAAAUACAUCCCCCAUGGACAGCCCUCUUGCCAAACUCGACGAUAGAGAUAACAGGGCGUGUACCCACCAAGGCAUCGGUACAGUAUCUGAGCGAUAUGAGAUUGAACCCCGGGAAAGAGUUGAUCUGCGUCUUGUUUACUUUUGGGAAACCUUAUGCUCAUGGCGAGGGUGACGGACAAGCAGAGGGAGAAAAAAGGGAAUGGGAACGAUUGGUGGGGUAUCAUGUUGAACGAGACCGACACGCAAUCUACCUCCCAUACGGCCCCAAAGGCCCCCCACCCCCACCACCAGCAUCAUUAUCCCCAUCUACAACAGAAGGAGUGCAGAAUACAUUUAAAGAACUGUAUCUCAUCCCCCUCCGACCGGGGGAUGCGUUACCGGAAUUCUGUGAAUUGGUUGACGGGCUGGAUGUGCUCAACGGUCGAUCAGCGGGAAACGAAGAUGGCACAGGCGGAGAUCUUGCCCGGGGAAAAGAAAAUGGGAAAGUGGGGAGUGUGUGGUUGGGCGUUUUUGUUGGGAGUAAGAGACGGAACGGGAGUGUCAGCACGAGUGCAAGUGCGAAUGGUAGUGCCAGUGCGCAACGGCAGAUACAAACACAGACACAGGUGCAAAAGGAGGGCCGACCGCAAGCUAGAAGCGAGAGCCAGAGUCAGACGCCCCCGCAUGACCCUCGUGGUCCUCGUAUCCCCCGUCCGGCCUUUAUCCCUCCUGCCCACGGUGCUUCGCCGUCCAUCUCUUCCUCCCGUCCAUCCGUCCACCCGUUAUCACCUGCAUCUGCACAAUCACAAUCAUCAGGACCGGGACAAGGGGUCAUUCAGAAUGAAAAGCUCCAGCAACUCAUGGCUAGUCUUAACCCGUCUUCUCUCGGCCUACCUGGACUACCUGGAUUGUCCGGGUUGCCCGGGUUGCCAAACUUGCCAGGAGUCCAUGGAGGGGCGCAAGUUGGUACACCCCCUUUCCCUCCUGGAGGAACUACCCCACUCGGAACUGGAACUGGUGUAUCCAAUUCUCCUCCUACUCUCCCCCGACCCCCGCAGCAUCUACAAACUAAUCACCUCAAUCAGCGUCUUCCACCUCCUCCACCUACACUUCCACCACCCCCAGGGGGCUACCGUCCCCCACCUUAUGGAUACAUACCGACGCCACCUCAAGGGCCGGCAAUGACGCAUGGGUAUGGGUCGCCGCCGUACCGGAGAGGAAGUGGAGGGGCGUAUGCUUAUCCACUAGGAUCAUCGGGUCCGCCGGGGCCGCGGGGACCACCGGGGCCGGGGCCCUUGCCUAGACCUCCACUCCCGCCUGGCGCUCAAGCAGCUCAGGGAGGUAGACCGCCGCAGGAAGAGAGACACCAUCCAAAUCAGAAUCGUCAGCAAGAGCAAGGACACAGGCAAGGUCAACGCCAAGGGCAAAGAUGGAGGAAUGAGAGAGGGAAUGGAAAUAACAAUGGAGGAUGGAAACGUCGGGGUCAUUGAGUAGAACUAAUAAUAUGACGAUAAGUGAUGUAUAAUAUAUUUCAUUAUGUGCAUAGGCAUAUAC